CCUGCGGCACCACUCCUCCCUCGACGACGCCGGAGAACACACGCGCUCGAGAGGAAGAUUAGAUUCCUUUCAAACGCUCGACAUCAUGGUUAAGGCCGUUGGGAUCGACUUGGGAACAACGUACUCCUGCGUCGGAGUCUUCCAGCAUGGCAAGGUGGAGAUCAUCGCCAACGACCAGGGCAACCGCACAACGCCCUCAUACGUCGCCUUCACGGACACCGAGCGGCUCAUUGGAGAUGCUGCCAAGAAUCAGGUCGCAAUGAAUCCCAACAACACUGUGUUCGAUGCCAAACGGUUGAUUGGGAGGAAAUUCGAGGACUCGUGCGUUCAGGGGGACUUGAAACACUGGCCCUUCCACGUGAUCAGCGACGGAGGCAAACCCAAGAUCGCGGUCGAGUACAAGGGGGAGAAGAAGACCUUCUUCCCAGAGGAAAUUUCUUCGAUGGUUCUCAUCAAGAUGAAGGAAACCGCAGAAGCCUACCUGGGCGGAAUCGUCAAAGAUGCUGUCAUUACCGUGCCUGCCUAUUUUAAUGACUCGCAGAGACAGGCAACUAAGGAUGCUGGUACCAUUGCCGGCCUCAAUGUCUUGCGUAUCAUCAAUGAGCCAACAGCAGCCGCCAUUGCGUAUGGCCUGGACAAGAAAGUGGGAGGUGAACGAAAUGUCCUCAUCUUCGAUCUGGGAGGUGGUACGUUCGAUGUCUCGAUCCUUACCAUUGAAGAUGGCAUCUUCGAAGUGAAAUCAACAGCUGGCGACACUCACCUGGGAGGCGAAGACUUCGACAACAGACUUGUCAAUCAUUUCAUGAAUGAAUUCAAGCGAAAGUUCAAAAAGGACUUCAUCGAAAACAAGCGUGCUGUUCGCCGCCUUCGCACAGCUUGUGAACGAGCGAAGAGGACACUUUCUUCAUCUACACAGGCCAGCAUUGAGAUCGAUUCCCUGUAUGAUGGCGUGGAUUUCUAUACCUCUGUCACUCGUGCCCGGUUUGAGGAACUGUGCGCCGACCUCUUCCGUGGAACCCUUGAACCCGUGGAAAAGUCCCUCCGUGACGCCAAGAUGGACAAGGCUCAGAUCCAUGAAAUCGUUUUGGUUGGUGGAUCUACAAGGAUACCAAAGAUCCAGAAACUCCUGCAAGACUUCUUCAACGGAAAGGAGUUGAAUAAGUCCAUCAACCCAGACGAGGCCGUUGCUUAUGGAGCUGCUGUCCAGGCAGCUAUCUUAGUAGGAGACAAGUCUGAGGCUGUGCAGGACUUGCUGCUUUUGGACGUAACGCCCCUCUCAUUGGGCAUUGAAACAGCAGGUGGCGUGAUGACCGCUCUCAUCAAGCGCAACACAACCAUUCCCACGAAGCAGACCCAGACCUUCACAACCUAUUCAGAUAACCAGCCAGGUGUACUCAUCCAAGUGUACGAGGGCGAGCGAGCCAUGACCAAGGACAACAAUCUCCUGGGGAAAUUCGAGCUCGCCGGCAUUCCUCCAGCUCCGCGAGGCGUGCCGCAGAUCGAAGUCACAUUUGACAUUGAUGCCAACGGCAUUCUAAACGUCUCUGCCAUUGACAAGUCGACUGGCAAAGAAAAUAAAAUCACCAUAACCAAUGACAAGGGUCGCCUCUCCAAGGAAGAGAUCGAACGCAUGGUUCAUGACGCUGAGAAGUACAAGGAGGACGACGAAAAGCAACGGGAACGCAUUUCUGCCAAGAAUAGCCUCGAGUCCUAUUGCUUCAACAUGAAGUCAACAGUGGAGGAUGAAAAGUUCAAGGAUAAGGUCUCCGAGGAAGACCGCAACAAAAUCCUUGAAGCUUGCAAUGAAAGUAUCAAGUGGCUCGAUGCCAAUCAGCUUGGGGAGAAAGACGAGUAUGAACACAAACAAAAGGAGGUUGAGGGUAUCUGCAACCCCAUCAUCUCGAAGAUGUACGCGGCUGCAGGAGGAGCCCCAGGCGGCAUGCCAGGCGGUGCCCCAAGCGGAGGCGCAUCUGCUGGCGGCCCAACCAUUGAGGAGGUCGAUUAACUUGAUUCACUUCCAAUAGAUAUGUCUUCACUGUAAACCACUUUCUCAAGUUAAAAAUGUCCAUAUAUACAUAUGGAUAAUGAUUACUGCAGAAGCGUUUGGAAUGAAAAUAAGAAAAUGUUUAUAUAUAUAU
Messenger RNA from Penaeus vannamei (Pacific white shrimp), 2138 nucleotides. NCBI's taxonomy places the organism in Eukaryota, Metazoa, Arthropoda, Malacostraca, Decapoda, Penaeidae. The record is from RefSeq and is a predicted model, not a curated record.